AUGGCUGCGGAGGAGCUGCGUGCUCCGGGCACCCCUUUCUCACUCUCCUUUUCGGGCAGUGGGUUCCUCGCGCUGUAUCAGGUCGGGGUGGUUCAGUCCCUCCUGGAGUUGGCCCCCGAGCUGCUCAAAUCCGCCUGCAAAGUGUACGGAUCGUCUGCAGGAUCGCUCAUCGCCGCCGCCGUGGUGUGCGGCAUCAGCCUGGAUGACCUGAAAGAAGUGUUCUAUGCAAAUGCAAGGGAAGCCCGGAAAACCCUGCUGGGUCCCCUGUCCCCCAAGUGCAGCUUGCUGGCCAACCUCAGGGCCGUGCUGCAGCGCAGGCUCCCAGAGGAUUCCUACCAGGUGGCAUCGGGGCGGCUGCACAUCUCACUGACACGGGUGGUGGACGGCCAGAACGUCAUGGUGUCCGAGUUCAGCUCGAACGAGGAGCUCAUUCAGGCUCUCCUCUGCAGCUGCUUCCUUCCUAUCUACUGCGGGUUCAUCCCUCCGUCCUACCGAGGUGUGCGUUACGUUGAUGGGGGAUUCACGGGCCUGCAGCCCGUCUCCAGCCUGGAGGAAGCUGUGAUCACUGUGUCCCCAUUCACGGGAGAGCUCGACAUCUGCCCACGGGACUGCCCUGCCAUCUUCUACUGCUUCCAGAUCUUCAAUGGCAGCAUUCAGAUUUCGGUGGAAAACCUGUGCAGGAUUAGCUAUGCUUUGUUUCCACCCAGCACCAUGGUCCUGAACGACAUUUUUUCCCAAGGGUACCAGGACACUGCCCUUUUCCUGUGCAGGAACAAUGCCUUCGGUGUGAACUACUUCGACGGCAAUUUCCGCUUUGCCAGCAUGUGUGGGAAGAACGACUUCCCACAGCCCAACAGGAUGCUGAACAGUCUGGGCAAGCGUGUCCCACAGUACCUGGCACCGCGCUUCCUCCCAGACCUGGCUCGGUGGAAGAAGCAGCAGGUGUUUAAACUGCAGGAUCCGCUGUCAAAGGUCCUCCUGCAGCCAUACAAGCUGCCGGCGUUCGUCUGGAAGGGGCUGGAGCAGCUGUGGGGGCUGCUGGAAGACAUCAGCUCCAUGGCAAAACGGUUCCAGAAGCUCCUCCGAACAGUGGUGCCUGGUUUGCCUAAGAGAGCUGGGGCCAGGAGGUAA
Messenger RNA from Lagopus leucura (white-tailed ptarmigan), 1131 nucleotides. It is a transcript of the gene PNPLA1, whose product is annotated as patatin like phospholipase domain containing 1. The coding region runs from base 1 to 1131 and encodes 376 amino acids. Gene Ontology annotation, biological process: triglyceride catabolic process; lipid homeostasis. The record is from RefSeq and is a predicted model, not a curated record. Lineage: Eukaryota; Metazoa; Chordata; Aves; Galliformes; Phasianidae. Gene Ontology annotation, cellular component: lipid droplet; membrane; cytoplasm. The transcript has 9 exons. Gene Ontology annotation, molecular function: triacylglycerol lipase activity.